AUGAUAACUAUCAAAUUGCGAGAGAAUAGCAAAGACAUUUUCACUUCAGUGUAUCCAGAAACGACGAUCCGUGAUAUCAAAAUGAAUUCAUAUCCGAUGCAGUGGUCUCGAGGAGACAAUAUUGCAUUUCUGUUUAUGGGACAAGAACUUGAAGACAACCACACUGCUUUUGAGUCUGGUCUCCAAGAAGGGUCCUGUGUCGUUGUAAAUUUCUUCAGAAACAUGGGCGGCGCCCAACGAAGUGUUCCGACUUACAGAAACUACCAAAAUCAACGAGCUGAACAAGCAAUGGAGAAUUCUGAAGAGUGUAUGGAUGUGUUACUUCAAUGUGUGACACCAUCAACGCUUUAUGCCUUUGUGGGACUCCUCUUCUUGAUUAUCAUGGUUAUCAGAAUAUUGGUUCCAGAGAUCUUCACCGUGGCCUCCGAUUUGGUCAUCACGUGUCUCCUUCUUUUUUACCUCUUCGCGCUCAUCAAGAUGUUCGUUAUCAGAGGAUGA
This is a messenger RNA of Entamoeba invadens IP1, 498 nucleotides long. RefSeq lists its product as hypothetical. Gene Ontology annotation, molecular function: protein binding. The record is from RefSeq and is a predicted model, not a curated record. Bases 1 to 498 code for a protein of 165 amino acids. The transcript is spliced from 2 exons. Lineage: Eukaryota; Evosea; Mastigamoebida; Endamoebidae.